Cryptotermes secundus is the source of this 4733-nucleotide messenger RNA. Its product is annotated as hexamerin. NCBI's taxonomy places the organism in Eukaryota, Metazoa, Arthropoda, Insecta, Blattodea, Kalotermitidae. The record is from RefSeq and is a predicted model, not a curated record. The coding region runs from base 16 to 4350 and encodes 1444 amino acids. The transcript has 22 exons.
GCCGCUAUAAAAGCCAUGACGACGCCCACCAGUUCGUGUACUUCACUGGCCACCAUGAGGACUGGUAUCGUAUUCUUCACUGUCGUGGCCCUCGUGGCCUGCGCCUCCCUAGCUGACCACCACAUAGAGAAGAAGGAAAUCGCGGACAAGACGUUCCUCCAGAAGCAGAGGAACAUCCUGCGCCUGCUGUACGGGAUUCUGCAACCCAACUUGUUCAAGGAUCAAAUGGAAGAGGGGCUGAACUACAACCCGAAGGAAAAUAUCGAUAAAUACGAGGAUCCAAAAGUGGUGUGGAAGUUCAUGUCGUUGUGGGAGACUGGCACGGUGUCCAAAUGGGAGCCCUUCUCCUUGUACAAGAAGCCCCACUGGAAGCUAACUAUUGCUCUAUUCGACAUCUUCUAUUUCGCCAAGGACUACGAUACGUUCUACAAGACGGCCUUAUGGGCGAAAGGCAAGGUGAACCCCAAGAUGUUCUAUUACACCAUCAGCGUCGCUAUCAGGCAUCGCGAAGACACGAAGGACAUCCUGUUGCCUCCUCCAUACGAAGUGUAUCCAUUCUUCUUCGCGAAGAGUGACGUCAUUCAGAUGGCCGAGAAGUACAGGAUGAAGGAUGUUGACGACCCCAAUCACCACACACACAUCAUCACAGUCAAUCAAACGUGGACGAACAUGGACCAGAAGCUGUCCUACUUCACAGAAGACCCCGGCCUCAGCACAUUCGUCAUGCACUACGGACAUCUGUACCCCACAUGGUUCAACUUCACACUGUACGGUCAUCACAUCGACCACUGGGGCCGACAAUUCUACUACACGCAGAAAAUGUUGUACAACAACUACUUCCUGAACAGGCUGUCACAUAAUAUGCCCGACGUUGAACCUUUCGUCUACACGAAGCCCAUAAAGACCGGAUUCUAUCCGAAGAUGAUGUAUCACAACGGCCAGGAGAUGCCACCACGACCCAAAGGCAUGACGGUCACUAACUUCGGCAAAUACUACAUCACCGAAGUCAAGAACUAUGAAAGGAGGAUCUUGGACGCCAUUGACAGCGGCAAAGUGUAUGAUGUAAACAUGAAUCCUCUCAACCUGUAUGAUGGUGACCAUGGGCUGGAGUAUCUGGGCCUCAUGAUGGGGGGCAGCAAAAACUCCCCCAACUACUAUAUGUACGGGUCCCUGAUGCACCUCUACCUUAAGAUGAUCGGCUGGGUUACGGACCCACAACACACUCUUGGGCUCCCACCCAGCGCCCUGGAGCACCCUGACACCGUCCUGAGGGAUCCCGUCUACUACCAGGUGUUCAAGCGCAUGGACCACUUCUUCCAGAAAUAUUAUGACAGGCUGCCUCACUACACGCACGAACAGCUCGGCUUCGAAGGAGUUAAGGUGGAAAACUUGGACGUUGGCAAGCUUUACACUUACUUCGAGCCCUUUGAGUUCAGUCUGGACAACGCCGUGUACGUGAAGACAGACGACAUCCCGAAAGUGGACAUCGGCGUUCGUCAGUGGCGUCUUAACCACAAGCCCUUCACCUACAAGCUCGAGAUGACCAGCGAGAAGGCGACCGAUGUUUACGUGAAGGUCUUCCUGGGCCCCAAGUACAAUCACCUAGGCAAGGAAUACGACAUGAACGAGCGUAGGCACUACUUCGUCGAGCUGGACACCUUCCCGUACCACGUUCAAGCUGGCAAGACUGUUAUUGAACGGAACUCCGACGACUUUUCCGUAAUUUCUCCGGACCCCGACAGGUACAGGACAAUGUACAAGAAAGUACAAGACGCAUUUGAUGGCAAAACACAAUAUUACAUUGACAGGACCAUCAAGAAAUGCGGCUACCCAGCGAACCUGCUAUUGCCAAAAGGCCAAAAGGGAGGAAUGACCUUCACCCUGUUCGUCAUAGUGACGCCGUACAUCAAGCAAGAUGAGCACGACAAUGAACCUUAUGACUACAAAUCAGUCACUUACUGUGGUGUCGGUCAUGGCCGCAAGUACCCCGAUGACAAGCCCAUGGGAUUCCCCCUGGACCGCGAGAUCCAAAUCGACGAGUUCUACACACCUAAUAUGUACUUCAAGGAUGUCAACAUCUUCCAUAAGUCAUAUGAAGAACUCACCCCCACAACUCACCGGCCGUCAGAGGGGGUAGGAUUGUGUACAGCAGUGACCACCAUGAAGACAACACUGGCGCUCGUGUUCCUGGCCACAGUGGCCAUAGCAGCUGCGGUCCCGAGCCACGGACACAACAACAGGUUCCUCGCCGACAAGCAGCUUCUGCAACGUCAGAAUGACAUCCUGAAGCUUCUUGUGCGCAUUGAACAGCCCAACUACUACGAGGACCAGGCUCAGCUAGGCAACACGUAUGACAUUGAAUCCAGCAUUAAAGACUACAAGUACCCUGAAGAGGUAAAGAAGUUCGUGUUUGCCUACAAGAAGGGCUUCCUGCCACGUGGGGUGCCAUAUUCUUCCUACUACACCAGCCAGAGCUACGAGACGGAGCUCCUCUUCAAACUUCUGGUCGCGGCCAAAGACUAUGACACUUUCUACAAGACCGCAGCCUGGGCUCGUAUCAACAUCAAUGAGCUUCAGUUCCUAAUCGCCUUCAGUUCCGCCGUCUACGCACGCGAAGACUUGCAGGAUAUCGUACUGCCCGCUCCGUAUGAAAUCUACCCUUACCUCUUCGUGGAUGCUGACGUAAUUCAGAAGGCCUAUGAGACAAAAAUGUGGGACGUGGGACUGACGUCGCAUAAGACGUACGUGUUCCCAGCUAACUACACUGUGUACACCCCUGAACAAAGCGUCAAGUAUUUCACAGAAGACCCGGGACUCAGCACCUUCUACAUUAACUUCUAUUACAACUAUGCGCCCUUCUUCAAUGGAACGGAAUACGGCGUUCAGUACGACCGGCGUGGAGAUCUGAUCUACUACCUCCACCAGCAGCUUUUGGCCCAUUACUCUUUGGAGAGGCUGUCCAACGAUUUGCCCGACGUCGAACCUUACUACUAUGACAAGCCCUUUCAGACCACGUACUAUCCCAACCUGCGAUACCCCAAUGGGCAGGAAGUGCCUGUCCGUCCCUACCAGUACACACAAAGCAGCCUCUACGGCCACAGCGGGCACAGUCUCUACGAAAGCAACUUUGAAGGCGGGAAUAAAGAAUAUUACAGUGGCAACUACUUGACCGGCAACUACCAGCCCACCUACUACUACGGUUACGCCAACAACUAUAAUUAUUACUACCCAGAGGACAUUCAGUUGUACGAAAAACGCAUCCUAGAUGGCAUCGAUAUUGGGUUCCUCGUCUCUGAGGAAGCUAAAGUCAAGUAUCCUUUGUACGAGGACUACUUGAAGGGCAUCAAUUACCUUGGUAACGUCAUUGAGGGCAACGGUGAUAGCAUCAACAAGAAGUUCUACGGAGCCAUUCUCACCUCCUACCGCCAGCUCCAGCCCUACAGUAACGUCCCGGUUGCUCCCAGCGCCCUCCAGAAUAUCUUCACUGUCCUGAGGGACCCAGCAAACUACCAGAUCCUUAAGCGCAUCGACUACCUCUUCAGGAGAUACAAGAACUCCCUGCCUCAAUACACCUACCAGGAGCUCGCUUUCCCAGGUGUUACGAUUGAGAACGUCGACGUCGACAAGCUGAUCACCUACUUCGACUACUUCGACAUCGACCUCGACAACGUGGUGAACGUGAAGACGGCCGAAGACGGCCAGUUCAUUGACUACCGCGCACGCCAGACGCGCCUGAACCACAAGCCAUUCACUUACAAAAUCGACGUGAACAGUGAUAAGACAACUGACGUGUACGUGCGGGUCUUCCUGGGCCCCAAGUAUGACUACCUGGGCCGCGAGUUCAACAUCAAUGACCGCAGGCACUACUUCGUUGAGAUCGACCGCUUCCCAUACAAAGUCCAAACCGGCAAGACAACAAUCCAGCGCAACUCCCGGGAGUCCAACGUCGUGGCCUCCGACUACCCAAGCUACAGAACCCUGCUGCGAAAAGUGGGUGACGCGCUUGAAGGCAAGGACCAGUUCUACAUCGACAAGACCGAAAGCUACUGUGGCUACCCCGAGCGUCUGCUGCUCCCUAAGGGCAAGAAGGGAGGCCAGGCCUUCACCUUCUACGUCAUCCUGACGCCUUACAACCAGCAGGGCGAACAUGACUUCGAGCCUUACAACUACAAGGCCUUCAGCUACUGUGGAGUUGGAUACAACAACAAAUAUCCUGAUGACAAGCCUCUUGGCUUCCCCUUCGAUCGCCCCAUCUCCGGAGCGGACUUCUACACCCCCAACUCGUACUUCAAGGACGUGGUUAUCUUCCACAAGAAACAGGAGGAUGUGAAUGCAGCCACCACAUACUGACGGCAUGCCACAGAACUAGAGGAAAAUAUAAAUAUGUUAAGUUAUACUGGACGGUCCAAAAGUCUCUGUGUUAUGUAAAUUAAAUUGCUAACAAAAUUAGACAUAAUGAUUGUUUUGGAAAUAAUUUAUUUCAAUUGUAUAAUUAUUCGAAGUCACCACACAUUUCAAAAUAUAUGCAAGCUACUCUGAUGAAGAGUGGCAUCCGCUCACCCAGGGACUUCUUGACCAUUCUGUAUGACCAAUCCGUCCUUCGUUAUCUGUCGAUGAAAGGCAUGGACCAGGACACUCUCCGGAAUUUUACAUGUUUAGAGACAAUAGUUAUGUCCUCCAGUACAAAUGUCGUCUUUUUUACUAGCUUGCAAUAAAUGAAAGUGAUUGAAAAG